UAUUUAAAAUGUUUUAAAGAAAGAAAGUUCUCAAUGAUAGUUGCUUAUUCCUCAGUGCGUAUAUUUAAAUAUAAUAAUUUAUAUUUACACUUAAUUAUUUUAAUGAUUUAACAAUGCAACAUUUAUAUACUAGUGAAAAAGCUUUUAAACUUUUAAAUGGUGUAGUCUGUUUAUAUAAACCUUCUGGAGUAUCAUUAAGAUCAUGUCGUCAUAAUUUGCUUCUUAAACUAUGCAAAGAUUUAAAUUCUUUAGAAGUUAGACCUCCUGAGGAUCGUGUUGUUAUAACAGGAGAUACAACAAAGGAGUUGAAAGUAAAUAUUGAACCUAGUUAUGCAGAUAACAUUCUUGUAGUUGGUCCUAGAUACCAAAGUGAAGACUUUAAAUGUAUAUGGGCCACACAUUUAGCUUCUAGAAUAUCAGGAGUAAUUAUUAUGGGUAUAAAUAGUGGAACGAAAAUGGUGUAUCAACUAGAUCAUAACUAUCCAAUCCGAACUUAUCAUUUACAUGGUCAAUUAGGAUUAAUGACAAAAAAUAUGUUCAUUGAUGGUAAAGUAGUUGAAAAAGGACGUUAUGAUUUUAUAAAACGUGAGAAUGUGGAUAAACUUAUGUCUACAAUACAAGCAUCUAGUCAAAAAAAAAUGUUUGAAUUAGCAGGAGUGGAUUCUCAAAGUCAAACAGCAUAUGAACUAGCAGAAAAAGGCCUUAUCAGACCUUCUACUAAUAAAGAACCACUUAUUUAUGGAAUUAAUUGCAUCAAGUUAGAAUUACCUAAUUUUGUUUUAGAAGUAAACAUUAUUAAUGAAUAUGAAAACUAUCUACUAUCUUUAGUUCAUGAAAUUGGAUUAAAGUUAAGGUGUUCUGCUACUUGUACUGCAAUACGUUGUAUAAGGUAUUCAGCUUUUAAUAUUGAACAAGCACUGUUAAAUAAACAUUGGAAUUUAGAAUAUAUUUUAAAAAACAUGAAGGAAUGUAAUGCAAUGUAUAAAAAAUUAUACAAAUUACCAUCAUUUCUUACAAAUACGUCUUUCCUAAUACAAAAAAAUAAACGUAUAUCUACCUAACUAGCUAAGGUAUUUGAUUAUAAGAAUAAAAUUACAAGUAAAUAUUUUUAUUAUUUUAAUAAGUGGUAAUUAUAUAUUUAAAAGUUGUAUACGUGAAAUAUUUUUAUUUAAUAUUUUUGUAAUAGAAACUUGAUUUGUCCUUAACUGUUGG
Messenger RNA from Daktulosphaira vitifoliae (grape phylloxera), 1212 nucleotides. Its product is annotated as pseudouridylate synthase TRUB2, mitochondrial. The record is from RefSeq and is a predicted model, not a curated record. Gene Ontology annotation, biological process: RNA processing; pseudouridine synthesis. The transcript has 5 exons. Lineage: Eukaryota; Metazoa; Arthropoda; Insecta; Hemiptera; Phylloxeridae. The coding region runs from base 114 to 1061 and encodes 315 amino acids. Gene Ontology annotation, molecular function: RNA binding; pseudouridine synthase activity.